Molecule: messenger RNA, 3054 nt
Organism: Fusarium sp. VM40
Lineage: Eukaryota; Fungi; Ascomycota; Sordariomycetes; Hypocreales; Nectriaceae
Source: the annotation of a GenBank genome assembly
AUGAGCGACCCUACCAGCGACAUAGUCCACAUCACCCAGGGCUACAUACCUCUCUCCAAGUUUCUAACGCGACUCGCGCAAUCGACACAUAAUGCGCUUCAGGAUCAGAUCGCCUCAUUGGCGAAGAUGCCUGUGCCUGCUGCCGCCAUGAAUGGAAAUUCAACGAUACCCAACAGCGACGUCGAAGACGGUUCAAGCGAAAACGUCGCCAAGAAGACAUCAAUACUUAACUUUGCGAUGAGGGAGCACAGAAAAUGGGUCAAGGCGCUCGUUAUCACUGAAUGGAGCCGAAAGGCCGACAUGGUCAGCAAACUCAUUGACCUGAGGUUCCAUCUUCAAGGGCAGGAGGCCUUGUUCGCUGGGGCUUUGGAUGUUAUGGGCCACGUCAAGAGGGAUCUGACUUUUGCGAGAAUGCCAAGUCCCGACUUGAAAACAGCCCUCCAGGUGUUAUCAACUGGAGAGGCUGCUUGGAUGCCUGAUCUUUCUUACAUCGAACCACCUCCAUUAACACGCGAGGAGAAGAUACAGUGGAUGAGUGAUGUCGAUACUCAACUAUCGUUACGGCUAAACCUUGAAGAUUUCGACAAGAUUCCAUACCACUUUCGAAGCUACGAGAUCGAUUCGGGACGAGUCACCUUCAAAGUUGAUGGGGAAUUUGAGGUCGACCUGACGAUUGCAGACGAAGAUUUUGAAAAGCAGUUCUGGUUCAUCGACUUUCGACUCGCUUUCCAACCCGCAUCAUCGUCGAUUCCCGAAGGCAUGAAGGGUUAUUUGGAGGGCCAUUUAAACGAUAUUCUCGCCAAGGAUGGAUUGUUAGGCUGUUACCAGUUUCUGCACGAACUGGUCCUCACCCAUAAACUCAAUGAGCUCAAACGACAGGCCACCCGACUCAGCAAGGGAUCGUGGACUGGAACAUUGAAGGUCGAGUCACUUAACCGAGCCUUGGCAAUUCAAUACUGGACCACACGAACACAGCCUGGCAGUCCAAAGAGCUGGAUAUUAGUUGCUGUCAGCAGCGGUCGAAAGGUCAAUGGCCAACCUGAUCCGAAGUCGUCGAGUUAUUUGACAGCCAAAUGGUAUCGAGACAACAAGGAGGUCAAGGAUGUGGAGAUAUCUUUCGACCCCAACAAUCUGUCAGCCGAGGCGCUUUUGAAAACCGUCAUUGGUCGACAUAUUGACUUCUUGUUGGGCAGCAUUCACAGCAAAUUGCAGUCUUUCCCUCGGUUCCAGAACCGCGAGGCUGCUAUGGUCUUGCGCGCUUCCCAAGACGAUCCUGCGACUUCGUCUCUAACCAUGCAAGUCGGUUACAAGGACAGUGCAUCUUUACUUAUCGCGCCGACAACUGGCGUUUUUGCCGUCAAACCUCACUCAAAAUUCACUAUUCAGCAUGAACAUUUGCUUAAUAAUGGAAAGAAUCCGGCCGAGGAUGGAGCGACAUGUCUUGAGAAUGUGAGAUGUGGAGUUGUGGAAGACGAGCUUAGUCGCAGAGGGAGCACGACAGGCUGGAGCAUUAAGAAGAACCCUCUGAGUAAAGACGAGUUAAGGUCUUUCGUCAGUACCCGCGAAUGGACAAAGACCAUCUGGCUUCAACGAGCUGGGUGGGAGCCGACCUGGUUCGUCAUGGUCUUAUUGAGUCCAAGUGGGGAUGUCUGGUGGCUCCUUGAUGUGACGCGCAACUCCUCCGGACAGGCGCCCAGGCUAACAACAAAGCUUCCUCUUAACAGAGGGUAUCCUCAUCUUAACGACGAGUUUUGGAAUAAUUUGACCUUAUUCGCAACCGGCAUGAUUGCCCAAGCAGUGGACCAGCGCGAACUAUACAAGCAUAACAUCAAAUUUAGACCACAGGCAACUGGGAAUUGGUCUUUGCCACAGCAGGUUAGACUUCCGACUCUCGAAAUCGCUCUCUCUGGAAUCUUCCCGUCUAUGGUGUUUGAAAGCGCAGACAAGGAGAGCACCAAAGCCGCAACCGCCCCUGGUGCAAGUAACGAGUCAUCUGGGGUUGGCCCAGUUAUACAAUCCGCCGCUGGAGCAGGUAUCUCGACUAAACAACCAUGGGCGAACGACAUUGUUUCAAUCAGGUUCAAGGGAAUUCAACCUUCAGAGUCAGAAGCUCCUGGUCCGGAUGGCAGCAAAACUUCAGAGCCUCUUUUUACCUGCGUUUCGGACGCCAUUCUGAAAGUUCGAAGACCAGCCAAGUUCACCAUGCUCAGGGGUCACAUGGUCGGUCGUGAUGUGUCUUGGAACGCGCGCACGGGAGAAUUUUGCUUGCGCAUGCGCUCAGGCAUUGGGCAAUCUAUGCUGGAAAGCCUGAAAGCCCGUGUCAAAGCUGUUGAUCGUUUCGUCAGCUUCUUUGAGUCCAUGGAUAAGGCAAAGGGUUCUAUUUCGGCCGAGUCGGUGGGCUUGAAGGCAGUUACCUUCUGCUAUGGACCUCAGAAAUCAGAGGCAAUUGAAAAAUCCGACACUUCACGUCUCUGGAGAGUGACACUGGACCUCUCCAGAGACAAUAUCGAUGUCAAGAUGGAAGAGACUAAUCCACAUCUUCCUGUUAUAGACUUAAUGCAGAAGCUGGUCAAUGGGGUUAACGGUAUCGGGGCCUUGAUGAACUGGCUUCCUCAGUCCCUGCCAGCCUUGGAAGCAAUCAAGGAGAUCAGAGAGGCAUGGUUAGACGUUGAAGGUCAGCGUCAGGGACGCUUCAAGUUUACGAUGGAUUCAGCGGAUGAGAUGUUACUCGAGUAUCUGCUUGUGGGAACCGGUCCUGGAAACCGACCUACUACGCGCAACAUAACGCUCCUUGGUCACAUUAAGCAUCGCCGAGGCGAGCCAUGGUGGCACAUUCAGCGCAAGUCUCUCCCCAACAGUACGGAUGAUGAGUUCACAGCCGCACUCAAGCCUGUCUGGAAGGGAACGGGAGGCAACUGGACCGGUCUCGCCACCGGUGCAGCGGGCAGAACAGAGAAUAGCAUCGCUGAUCUGCUCCUGGCUAUUGAUGGGGCCAUUCGGCCACUGGCUGGCUCAUCUUUCCAAGAUUACCAUGAGGUGGUUCUCUUGGAUUAA